CCAAAUCAAUUUUAGAAAUGGCAGCUCAUUUGAGUUUAGGAAAAGUAAAUAUUGCCGUUUUGAGGGAGUCAUACAGAAGAGAGCUACUCGAAUGUUUGGACAAAUGUACAGGGAGUAAGGCUUUAGUUUGGGAUGAUGGACUUACAGGACCGUUUGGAUUGAUUGCAGAAUACACACUCCUCAAGGAACAUGAAGUGGACAAAAUGUUUCCAUUACAAAAGUCAGGCCGGCUUCCACAGAACAACUGCCAGAAUAUUGUUUUCAUAUCCCGGCCUAAACUAGGUCUUAUGGACAUGAUAGCCCAGACUGUAUUAAAAGAAGAAGAAAUUGGAGGAUUUAGAAAAGAAUUUCAUUUAUUCUUUGUUCCAAGGAAAAGUUUAUUGUGUGAGAGAAAGCUGAAGGAACUUGGAGUAUAUGGGACAUUCACUCAUGUUGAUGAGUUUAGCUUAGAUAUGAUACCACUAGACUCUGAUCUGCUUUCCAUGGAGUAUGAAGCUGCAUACAAGGAAUGCCAUUUAGACAGCGACUACACUUCAAUGUAUAAUGCUGCCAAAUGCCUGAUGACAAUUCAAGCUCUCUAUGGAACAAUACCUAAUAUAUACGGCAAGGGUGACUGUGCCAAGCAUGUGGCAGAUAUUAUGUUACGGAUGCGGCGUGAAAAUGCUGGGAAUGAAGCACAGAUUUCUCCCCAGAUUGAUACCUUACUUCUGAUUGAUCGAGCCAUAGACCCCUUAACACCACUACUAUCUCAGCUUACUUAUGAAGGCCUCAUAGAUGAAAUAUUCAGCAUUAAUAAUACUAGUGUCAAACUGCCACCAGAGAAGUUCAUGAAAAAAGACAAAGAGGCAGGGGAGAGCAGUGGGCCUCAAGAAGUGCCUACGGAACCCAAGAAAUUAGUGCUCAACUCUGCAGAAGAGCUCUACAGCGAGAUACGUGAUAGGAACUUUAAUGCAGUCGGACCUCUCCUGAGUCGGAGGGCUAAAAUGAUCACAGCACAGUUUGACGAGCGGCAUCAAGCGAAGACUGUUGGUGAAAUUAAACAGUUUGUCUCUAAGUUACCUCAUAUGCAGGCAGCAAAACAGUCACUUGCCACACAUACAUCUAUAGCUGAGCUGGUAAAGGAAGUAACAGACUCUGACAGUUUCUUAGAUUCUCUCCGUGUCCAACAGGAAUUCACCAAUGGAAUAGACAUUGAUAAGGCCAACCCACAAAUUGAAGAUAUGAUCGCCAAAGGAGAAAAUCUAAUAAAGGUGUUGCGGCUGGUCUGCAUACAAAGUAUAUGUAAUAAUGGACUAAAGUCAAAAGUACUAGACUACUAUAAGAAAGAAAUAAUACAGGUGUAUGGCUUUGAGCACAUAGUGACUAUUAUGAACCUAGAGCAGGCUGGUCUGAUCAAAGUCCAAGGACAGAAAACAUUCCCAACAAUUAGGAAAACUCUGAAACUCUGUGUGGAAGAAGUCAAUGAACAAAAUCCCAAUGAUAUAUCAUACGUAUUUAGUGGCUAUGCCCCACUCUCAGUGCGACUGGCCCAGUAUUUAGCAAGACCAGGCUGGAGAAGUAUUGUAGAAGUCUUAUCCCUUCUGCCAGGUCCAACAGUGGAGGAACAACAGAAACUACCUGCUGGACUACGGAAGAGAAGAACAUCAAUCACAUCCACACAGUCAAGUACAGGAGAGCCUAAAGUGACAUUAAUAUUCUUCCUUGGAGGGGUUACAUAUGCAGAGGUUGCAGCUCUUAGAUUUCUGUCACAGUUUGAAGAUGGCCCAACCGACUAUCUGAUAGCCACUACAAAAAUAAUAAAUGGACAUACAUGGAUUGAAUCAUUAUCAAACCCUAUUACAAUCGCCCCAGUGAACCCAUUUUGAAAACAUGGUUGGUAUGGACUGAAUAAUUGGAGAAUAUAGAUGAAAUCCCAUUAAAAUUGCCCAAGUGAACCUAUUUUAAGUGAAGAUACAAUUUGUACAGACUAAAUAAUUGCAAAAUGUUAUAAGCAUCUCCGAAUGAACCUCAACCACCAUUCACAAAAAAGUAAGAGA
Molecule: messenger RNA, 2036 nt
Organism: Owenia fusiformis
Lineage: Eukaryota; Metazoa; Annelida; Polychaeta; Sabellida; Oweniidae
Source: the annotation of a GenBank genome assembly